Messenger RNA from Melanotaenia boesemani (Boeseman's rainbowfish), 2274 nucleotides. Its product is annotated as plexin domain-containing protein 1-like. The record is from RefSeq and is a predicted model, not a curated record. The coding region runs from base 358 to 1587 and encodes 409 amino acids. The transcript is spliced from 15 exons. NCBI's taxonomy places the organism in Eukaryota, Metazoa, Chordata, Actinopteri, Atheriniformes, Melanotaeniidae.
UAUUUCCCAUGACGGUUACACUUCCGUUACCAUAUAUGGGCUGGAAACGUGCGUAUGUCGCCAAUAGCGUCAUAAGUCAGUCGUGCCCGUGCCGUCGGUGUUACGGAGAGUUGUAAGCUGCCUUCAGGUACUCCUGGCUGAGCUCAGACGUAAAAGCUAUUUCAACAUCGGCGAUUCUGUGAAGAGCUGGUCAAAGUUUGGGCUCAACAGAGGACAGAUGACUGGUACAGUGUGAUCACACUGCAGCAUGAAGAGUCAUCUCCUGUUGAUGGAGCCCAGAGAUCACCUACGGGCCACACCAGGAGAAGCAGAGCAGUUCUGGGUGGAGGAGUGACAAUCACCACACUUCCAGACAACAUGACACACGUAGUGGAGGAUUCUGGCAAAUACUACACAUGGCGAAGCUUUGGCCCUGAGGAUCGGCGAACCAAGGAACUGUGGGUCGACAUGAGUGAUGUCCGGCACGGCCAAGUCAGAGUGCAUGGGAUUUUGUCCAAUUCAUACAAACAGGCCGUGAGGGUUGUCCUGUCUUUUGGCUUUCCUUUUUACGGACAUUACCUGAGGCAGAUUAUCAUAGCAACAGGAGGGUUUAUCUUUACAGGGGAUCUCACCCACCGUAUGCUGACCACCACACAGUACAUAGCCCCUCUAAUGGCUAAUUUUGACCCCAGCUACUCUAAAGAAUCCACUGUGCAAUACCUGGAUAAUGGAGAAGUGUUUGUGGUCCAGUGGGAGCGGGUCAUACUUCCAGGCAGGGAGUCAGAGGGUGCCUUUACAUUUCAGGCUGCACUUUAUAAAACAGGGGAAAUCACUUUCAGCUACCGAGACAUACCUUUGUCAUUAGAUGAGAUCGCAUCGGCUGAACAUCCAGUGAAGGCCGGUUUGUCUGAUGCCUUCAUGGUCAUGUCACCCUCUUCUCAAUCAACAGAUACAGCUCGUAAAACAAUCUACGAAUACCAUCGAGUCGAGCUAGACAUAAAAAAGAUUACCAGUUAUUCUGCAGUUGAGUUUACACCAUUGCCUACAUGCCUUCAACAUGACAGUUGUGAGAUCUGCCUCUCAUCCAACAAGACAUCUGGCUGCAGUUGGUGUCAUGUUCUCCAGAGGUGUUCAGAUGGCAUGGACAGACACAGACAAGAAUGGCUGGAUUUUAGCUGUUCAGAAGAGAGCAAAGAUGCAACCUGUGAUGAUUACUUCAGGAAUGACAAUUUCACUGGUUCACCAGAGAUAGGUGAUGCCACUUCUUUGACUCCUCUACAAAAAGACUGUAAAAAUUACGAUGAUGCUGUACAUCCCAUAUUCAAGACUGAAAAUGAUGUGAAAACAGAUUCUUCAACCAAGAGAACUGGGAUGUCUAACACAGGUGUGAUAGUUGGUAUAGCAUCUACUCUGGUGCUCCUUUUGGCUCUGCUACUUGUUGCUCUUUGCAUCAACUGCAAUGCCACUGCUGGAUCAUCGCUUUACCUCAUCCAGAGACGCAAGUGCUACUGGCCUUCCUUGAAGUUUCAAAAGCAGCAAACUGGAUACACGGAAGUGGAGGGAGAAGGUCACGAAAAAUACAGCAUCGCUGAAGCUGGGCCAUGCUAAAGUCACAAAUAAAAAGUUAAAUGGCUCAAGAUGUCUGAAAUUAAGCAUAUGUGUUUGAAAUACCAUUUAAAAAGGAUUGCAUAGUUUGAGUUUUGAAUUCAGUGUUCAUGCAUGAGAUUGAAAGGUUGCAUUACUAAACACUUGAGCACAGCCAUUAAUUUUAAAAUUUAACUGGGCCUUCAUGUCAUUGCUGACAUUCUUCAAAAGAUGUGUAAAGGGUGUAGUUUGUUUGUCCAUCAGACAUGUAAAAAUAUGGGUGUAGUGUAAGUCUGGUUCCUGCUAUUUUGUUCUUUAAACAUAAAACACAGUUCCUGGGUUCAGGACAUUAUGUACUAAGGUGCUUUACCUUAAACAUUUUAAAUUGUGUGUUAUUUGAUGUGUUUGGUGUUAACUGAAUUGCAGUGAGAACACUAACUUUUUUUUUUUGCUUUUACUUUCUUAGCAGUGACCUGAAGGUGCAAAACAUAACAUUAGAUUGUUGUGUUUUGCUAUAGUGUUGCAUUAGUUACUUUUUGCUAUUUUUUAUUAUUAUUUUUAUGUUCUCUUUUUUGCUGUGUUACUAAAAUCAAGUUCAAGUAAUUUUAUUGUCAUUAAUGGAAAAUUUGAUGUACAGACAGGUCCUCACAAUGUCAAAACAUAAAACAAUAAAAUCCACUCACACACAUAAAACAUGAUUGUCCACUGAAA